This is a messenger RNA of Astyanax mexicanus (Mexican tetra), 1604 nucleotides long. RefSeq names its product kallikrein-7-like. Gene Ontology annotation, molecular function: serine-type endopeptidase activity. The record is from RefSeq and is a predicted model, not a curated record. Lineage: Eukaryota; Metazoa; Chordata; Actinopteri; Characiformes; Acestrorhamphidae. Gene Ontology annotation, biological process: proteolysis. Bases 321 to 1085 code for a protein of 254 amino acids. The transcript has 5 exons.
UAAGCCUUCUGUCACACCUGCCUUGUUUCACAUGUGUGAAAGGUGCCACAAAUUUCGUAAUAAAUGCAGUGAUUGAAUCGCUACAGAGUUAUGUGUAAUGUUUUUUUUUUUUCACAGUGACUUCCACUGAAAUUGGAAAGGUUAGGUUAAGGUGUCUGCUCAGCAUUUAAUAUGCCACAUCGCGUGGAUUUAACAGCACUGCAUUUUAAUGAGGAAGAGGUGGCUACAUCACCUAUAAUGACAAGGUCCUACAAUGAGUAUAUAAGAACCUGGAGGGGUCUGGGAGUGGAGUAGAGUGGACUCUGUGGCUUAUUGGCAACAUGAACGCUCUUCACCGAGUCCUGCUUGCUGCAGCUUUGAGUAUACUGGCAUAUGAUGUCACAUUUGGAAUCAUUAACGGUAAAAAAGCUGAUGAGAACGACCUGAAGUUCGUGGUAUCAGUGCAGAAUGCUAGUAAGCACAAAUGUGGUGGACUCCUCAUAGACCGCAAAUUCGUACUCACUGCUGCCCACUGUUUCGGAAGGGACAUGAGUGUGGUCAUUGGAACUCAUAACAUCGACAACACAUGUGGGCACAGAUAUAAAGUAAAACAUAGCCACAUGUGCCCAUUAUACAUGAAACCCAAGCAUGGAUGUGACCUCAUGAUUCUGGAGCUUGACGAGAAGGUUGACCGGAGGUAUUAUGAGAAAACCCAAAUUGCAUGGCAGUUCUUAGAAGUGCCAGAAAACAGCAGGUGCCGGGUUGCAGGAUGGGGAGAGACUGAAACAAACAAAAACCCGGUGAGCAACCUUAUGGUGACUGAUGUAUCCAUCGUAAAUUCUGCAACCUGUAAAAAAUCAUGGGGAAAAAUGGGCACUAAACUCCCGCCCGGUGUGAUAUGUGCUGGCGGCAGUGAGAAAAGUGGUGUAUGCGAGGGGGAUUCUGGUGGGCCUUUGCUGUGUGGUGAUGUGGUUGUGGGCAUUGUCUCUUUCAAUUUUGACAAAAAUUGUCAUUACCCAAAUGCACCCAAUGUCUACACUAAUAUUAGCUUUUACAGACACUGGAUUAGCGUGGUGGGCAAAUGUUCUUUUUUUAAAAAAUUUUAAAGAUUUUUUUACCCAGCUGUUGUUUGAUUUCAUGGAACAGUUGAUGAUACAUUUUGUGAAAAGUCAAUUUAACCCUUGUGUGGUGUUCAUAUUUUUUGUUACUCGUUUACUUUGUUACUUGUAUUUAAUUCAGCAAAAUUAAGCAAUUUUACAUUAAAAUGCUUUACACAUGCUUGCUUCAAUAUAAUUAUAUUGCAAGCAAUAUAAACAGCUUACAUGGCUAAUAUUUGGCCUUUAAAUUUCUUAUGUUACAUUUCAUACAGUGCUACACUUUUUAUUAUUAGUUUUUAAAAAAAAAUGUAAAAGAAAAUUAAUUAAACUCAAGAUAUAAGUAGAAAAUUUGUUUAGUUUCAAAUUUACAAAUGAAGCAAUGUUUAUUAGCCCUUGGCCAAACAUACUGUAUGUAAUAUAAAUGUGUAGGGGGGGGGGGGGCUGUACAGUGUGUGUUUAUCGAAAAUGUGUUUUGAUAUAUGUUUUUCACAAAAAAUGAGCCAGUGCCAAUGAGUUUGAGUUAGAAAA